AUGGCCAACAAGAAGAAGGGAAGCCGAGGGAAGGCGAUAAAGAGACAACGGAGGUCCAGGAGCGAGCGACUGAAGGAGAGAGAGCUACAGAAGGCGAAAGAGCAAGAGAAGGAGGAGAGAAAUCGAAAGAAGGAGAGCGAUUACGAUGAAGAGCUUGAGGUCGUUGAAGAGAAGCCAACGAAGGAGAAAACCGCCACCAAGGAAAAUUCUGCCAGUAGAGAGGACAAGAAAGUGAAAGAGAAGGAAAAAGAUAAGCCCAUUUCUGAAAUCCCCGCAAAGCCUGCCAUUACUCCAGACAUUGCCUCCGAUGUCGAGGGGGACAGUUUCCCUACGCGUGAACACGUACAGGAAGCAUUUGAGCAUGACAGCUUCACCGAAGAUCCAGCCGCCAUCCAGAACCAACUUCUCUCAGAGGAGACAACGAGCAGAGAUGCGGGAACGAGGACUCCCGAGAAAAGCGCGCCAACGGCGACACAGGAUUCUGAGGCUAUCAUUGAAAAGUACGAAAAGACCCUGCCAUCCAAAGACGCCGAAAUUCAGCGGCUGGAGGGCCGGAACAAGGCUUUGGAGGUUGCUGUUGCGGAGACAUUCGCGGUUCUCAAAGGAUCAGAGGCAUUGAAGGAAAAGUGCAUUCAGAAUCUGAAGAAGCAAGUCGAAACACUCGAGCAGUGUAUUCUUGAUAUGAUGGAGGAAGCGGCGUGUAGUGGAGUGGUGUUUGGCCCAGGCGGUUCCGAUAGUUGUUCAAGGUAA
Mytilinidion resinicola is the source of this 750-nucleotide messenger RNA. RefSeq lists its product as uncharacterized. The record is from RefSeq and is a predicted model, not a curated record. NCBI's taxonomy places the organism in Eukaryota, Fungi, Ascomycota, Dothideomycetes, Mytilinidiales, Mytilinidiaceae. Bases 1 to 750 code for a protein of 249 amino acids. The transcript has 3 exons.